This is a messenger RNA of Syngnathoides biaculeatus (alligator pipefish), 3728 nucleotides long. It is a transcript of the gene os9, whose product is annotated as OS9 endoplasmic reticulum lectin. Gene Ontology annotation, cellular component: endoplasmic reticulum lumen. The coding region runs from base 89 to 2098 and encodes 669 amino acids. Gene Ontology annotation, biological process: retrograde protein transport, ER to cytosol; endoplasmic reticulum unfolded protein response. Lineage: Eukaryota; Metazoa; Chordata; Actinopteri; Syngnathiformes; Syngnathidae. The transcript has 15 exons. The record is from RefSeq and is a predicted model, not a curated record.
UUGCGUUAUGAGCGUAGAAGAAGAAGACAGCGACGAAGAAGAAGAGAAGGUGGAAAAGGAAGAACGGGGGAGGCGGUACGGAUAAAUCAUGGCUGCGCAUAUAGUACGGAGGCGAACUAGAUUGCACCUUUUUUUGUUGUUAUCCCCUAUUUGCGUCUCGGCGUUCUUAAACUUGGAAGAACUGAACGAGAUGAAAUAUGAGAUUCAGAUUCUUCCCGAUCCCGUCAUGAUGGGUCAGACCAAGACGGAUGAGGUCAUGAUGGUGUCCAGCAAGUACAAACAGCUGUAUGAGUGUCGCCUUCCAGCCCAGGCGGUCCGCUUUCAUCAGGACCCGGUCUCAGAUCCUGAUUCACAAGGGUACACAGGGCCUGACAUCCCCGAUCUACUCAGGCCCAUGCAAGAGCCCCCCUGUCUGGUGUUGACAAAAGACUGGUGGACAUACGAGUUCUGCCAUGGUCAGCAUAUCAGACAGUACCACCUUGAAGACUCAGAAAUUAAAGGGGACAUUCUGUUCCUGGGCUACUAUGAGUCUGAAUUUGACUGGGGAAAUGAAACUGCAAAGGCCUCUAAACACCACAGACUGAAACGCUUUCAUAGUCAGACAUAUGUAAAUGGCUCCAAGUGUGACAUCAACGGCAAUCCCAGGGAGGCUGAAGUCCGGUUUGUGUGUGAAGACGGUUCGGGUGAUUACAUCGCCCGAGUGGAUGAGCCGCAGUCAUGCCGCUACGUGCUGACCAUUCAUACUAGUCGCACAUGCCAGCAUCCCUUACUGCGGCCUCCGUCCACUGCCAAGCCCCAGGGGAUCAUAUGUCAGCCGGCGCUAAGUGCACAACAGUACAUGGACUAUGUCAAAGCUCAAGUCUCUGACACAAAACGUAAAGUGGAGCAAAUCUCUGCGGAGCUGAGGAGUCUUGACGAGAUGUUGGCCAGUAAUGAGGAAACGGAGUCAUCGGUAGCUGGAACGACAGAAGAAACAUUACCAGAUCUCAGCGAUGCUCGGGACAAGUCAGACCAAGAAGCAGUUACUGCUGACAUGUCUGAGGAUCCCGAAUCAGAAGACCCAGAAGAUUCCCAGUUUUGGGAGAGAAUAACAAAACCAGAAAGUUCAAAAACAAGUCCUUCUCAUGAGAAGAGUGAGCAGGAAGUUGAUGAUGACUUCAACGCAAUCACAGACAAUGAAGUCCUUGAUGAUGGAAAUGAAGGUGAAAAUUUCAACUUUAAAAUCAUCACGGACCCAUCAGACCUGAUGAAAUUUGUCCAGCAUCUCAAGGAGAGUAAUAAAAAGAAAGCACAAAAACAAGCAAAGGAGCAAGUGGGGAACAGGGGAUCGGAGAAGCGCAGCAAAGAUGACCAAGAGAAUGAUGACGAACAGUUACUUAAGGAUUUUGAGGAUGAGAUGGCAGAUGUCUCUGUGCCGGCUGAUAAGACUGCUAAGAUCAAGGAAACAAUGCAAAAAGAGUUUGACAACAUCAUAGAUGAGGCACAACAAGAAUUGGACACAGAGGGGUUGAAGGGGGAGUUUGAUCGCACGCAGGCUACCCAGGCACUGGAGACAACCCUUGACAAGCUUCUUGACCAUUUGGAGGAGAAAGAUGAGCUGGGCCCUGACCAGGAAAAAGGACGAGCUCAAAGACCCAACGACCCGACCAGGGGAAGCCCCAGCUUGGCUCCAAAGCAGCCCGACCAAGAAGCUGAUGACCAUAUUAAGAUCAAAAUAACUAAGUAUAAAACAGGCAGCAACUACGAUGGGGAGUUGAAAAUACAGGAGUUGGGCAAAGGAGAUCCGCAGUGGCAGCACAUAAAGGACGUGGUUAAAGAACAGCUAGAGAAAGCAGGACUGAAGGCUGAAGGUAAAAUUGAGGUGAAGAUCUUGACACGAAAGAAUGCAGACGAGGCAGGUGAUCAGUGGUUGACCGAAGAAGACACUAAGUCAUUCCGAGAACUCCUCAUAAACCUGCUGACUGGAGGCACUGAGGAAGUUCACAAAGAGCAAAAGCGACAGCAGGAAUUGGAAAACAACUACAGGUUUGUGUGGGGCGAUGGCCAAGAGGAAUCCCAGUCUUCCAGCAACUCGGACUCUGAUGACAUAGAUUUGUGAGGGCAUCCAACACGCUCGGUGCCGCCAUUGUGAAGACGCACACCCGUGGGGAUCAGCGAGAUGGGGAGACUCUGAAGCGCAGCCCCCAAUUGACAAGUGAUUCAUUUAUUGCUAUUAAAGCCAGAAGGUGACGUGACCUCACGUUUACACCUUCCUGAAUCUUGUCCAGAGUCUGCACUACGUCUUUAAAGAUUUAUGUGGUACGACAGAAUCACUGUCAACUCUAGUUGAAUGAGUUAUGUGUUUUCCCUCUUUUCCCAGAUGGCUGCAAAAAAAAAAAAAAAAAAAAAAAAAAUCAGGAUAUGGACAAUGGGAACAUUUUCAUGAAUAUUUAUAACAUGCUGCCUAUUUUCCAUUGUGGUCACUUCUCUUGCUAUUUGGAGAGGUCACCAGCUGUGUGCAACCUCCGCGCUUGUUCCGGUCAUUUACCUUUGACUGUUUAAUGUGAUACAAGGGAUGAAACUGUCACUAAACCCAAGUGUACAUUGCACAUGCUGUGGCACUUUAGGAUUUUUAGAAAAGCGCCAUCUUCCCUUUGGGGUGGUGAAUAUGACAAACUGAAUAUCUAUUCAGUGUUUUUUUUUUUUUUUUUUUUCAAUAAUGUUCGUUAAAUUCCAUUAAUUUAGUAACUGAAAGCAAGGAGAGAUACAAUGAAGAAAAACGUAGAUUGUCCAUCACCAUGACUUGUCAUGGUAAUCUGUAAAAGUUGAAUCAAAAGCAACUUGACUCUUGAAGAGAGUGUUUCAAAUUUAAGUUCUAAAUCUCAGGUGUAGCGUUCCUAUAUUAGUGUGACAAAAGGUACACUUCAUUUACCAGGCACAGUUGGCAGCAAAAAAAAACAUGAAUGCCCCUAAGGAAUGUAGGCGACCUAAGAUUUAGAACUGAAGAAGUCUUUUCAAGAAGUGGAAAGGUCUUUAGCAAGGAGGAGUAGCAGCCAGUAGCCUCAAUUUUACUAUUGUGGAGUCUUAAAAAAAAAAAUCUACUUUAAAGGGCUGAAUUUGUGGACUUGUGAAUAAUUAUGGCUCUGCCAAUAUAUACACUGUAUUGCCAAAAGUAUUCACUCAUCUACGUUGUCUCGUGAAUUUAAGUGACAUCCCAUUCCUAAUCCAUAAAGUUUAUUAUGACAUUGGUAUUGGUCACACACUGAUGUUGCACGAGAAGGCCUAGAUCUCAGUCUCUGCUCUAAUUUAUCCCAAAGGUGUUCUAUUGGGUUGAGGUCAGGACUCUGCUGGGCAUUCAAGUCCAUCCGCCCUCGAGUCAGUCAUCCAUGUCUUAAUGGACCUUUCUUUUUGUACUGGUUCACAUUUGUUUUGAUCGUGGAAAGGGCAAAAUCCAGGCUGGUCCUACAGCGUUGGAAUCAUUGAAUUGUCCAAAGUAUCUUGAUUAAGAUGAAGCAUUUAUUUCCUUUCACUGGAAGUAAGGAGCUAGCUACUGAAAGACAACCCAAUACCGUUACUGCCCCUCCACCAAAUUUUACACUUCCACAAUGUAGUUAGACAAGUACUCUUCUAACAACUGAUGAAUUCAAAUUGCCUGAUGGCAAAGCAUUUGUCAAUCCAGCAAACAAAACUCUCCUGUUUUGGCGUCUACUAUCCUUGCGUUUUAUCCCACUGCGUCUGACUGUUCACAU